Messenger RNA from Candidozyma haemuli, 450 nucleotides. RefSeq names its product Sm-like protein. Gene Ontology annotation, biological process: mRNA splicing, via spliceosome; nuclear-transcribed mRNA catabolic process. Lineage: Eukaryota; Fungi; Ascomycota; Pichiomycetes; Serinales; Metschnikowiaceae. The record is from RefSeq and is a predicted model, not a curated record. The transcript has a single exon. Gene Ontology annotation, cellular component: U2-type prespliceosome; U12-type spliceosomal complex; catalytic step 2 spliceosome. Gene Ontology annotation, molecular function: RNA binding. The coding region runs from base 1 to 450 and encodes 149 amino acids.
AUGAGCCAACCAAGGCAGAAUCAGCGUCGAGACAGAGAGUAUCGAGGCGACAGGCACCAGAGAGAUAGAGGUGACAGAGGCGACCGAGAUGAUCGUCGAGACAGAGGCGACCACAGAGAGAAUCGUGGUGGACGUUCAACGUACAUGAGCAGACAAGAGAGACCCAAGAAGGAGGCCAUUGUGGACUUGAACAAGUACAGAGACGAGAAGGUUGUUGUGAAGUUCAUUGGUGGGAGACAGGUGGUUGGAGUUUUGAAGGGGUUUGACCAGUUGAUGAACUUGGUGUUGGAGGAUGUGACUGAGCAGCUCAGAGACCCAGAGGACGAGGCCAUUUUGACGGAAAAGACCAGAGAGUUUAAGGUUGUUGUGGUGAGAGGACCGCUGUUGUUGACGCUUUCGCCGUUGGACGGCACGGAAAGCAUCGAGAAUCCGUUUGUGGUGGAGCAGUAA